AUGUUGAGACAAAUAGUGUUAAUGUGCGCCAUCCAAACCGCUUACUCUUUUAGUAUCCGGGAUAUAAUCAAUGGAAAACGGGGAGCCGAUGCAGCCACCCCCUGCCCCACAUGGCAUCCAUUCGCGUGUCCAUCCGGUGAAUGCGUGCCCAUCAAGUACCUGUGCGACGGAUCACCAGACUGUUCAGACGAGUAUGAUGAGAAUAAGAGCAUGUGCACAGCAGCCACACGACCGCCCGUCGAGGAGACACAGGCGUUUUUGAAGGCUCUCAUGUCCGCACACGGAAAAGAUUUUCUCGUCAAGGUAUUCGGCCCAAAAGCAAAAGCGGAACUGUCUGGAAUGGGAGGAGUUGACAAAGUGGCAGUUGCCCUUUCUCAAACACCGACGGCUGACCUGUUUGCAUCUGAAAUGAAAUUGGAUGAUGGAGAGACACAACAUAUGUUGGAAGUUAUGGAGGGAAUUUUGAAUGGAUCAACUGAUGAAUUGACUUCGAACGAGGCUGCUGAUUUCCGUUUCUUCGUUCAGAAACUCCAGGAAACCGGAUUCUUCUAA
Caenorhabditis remanei is the source of this 552-nucleotide messenger RNA. RefSeq lists its product as uncharacterized. Gene Ontology annotation, molecular function: protein binding. Lineage: Eukaryota; Metazoa; Nematoda; Chromadorea; Rhabditida; Rhabditidae. The record is from RefSeq and is a predicted model, not a curated record. The transcript is spliced from 5 exons. Bases 1 to 552 code for a protein of 183 amino acids.